AGUGCAAUAAAGCUUGUUCUUGGCGGGACAGCCGUGCCCGAGCUGCUGUCCCUUUACUUCCUCGUGGCAGAGGCGACGGAGCAAACAAAGCGGGCGGGCAGUGCGGCGCCGGGCGCGGGUGGGAGCGGAUCCCUGGCUGCUCCAUCCCGAGGGGAUCCCGAUGCCCGCCCCAUGCCGCCCCGCCGCAACACCAGCCUGUUCCCCUUCUUCACGGAGGUGAAGGGCGCCAACCGCGUGGCGCUGACGGUGCUGGAGACGGCGGUGCUGGGCUCGGUCUUCGUGCUGGCGCUGGCGGCCAACGGGGCGGCGAUCCGGCUGCUGGCGCGGCGCAAGGGGCCCCUUCGCCUGUCGGGCUGCCUGGUGCUGAACCUCUUCUGCGCGGACCUGCUCUUCGUCAGCGCCAUCCCGCCCAUCGCCGUGGUGCGCUGGACCGAGAGCUGGGCGCUGGGCGAGGCGCUCUGCCACCUGCUCUUCUACCUGAUGAGCCUCAGCGGGACCGUCACCCUCCUCUCCCUGGCCGCCGUCAGCCUGGAGCGCCUGCUCAGCAUCCUCCGCCUCCGCCCCGCGCGGCCCUGCCGCCGGCGCCUCGUGGCCGCCGUCCUCGCCCUCAUCUGGGCCUUCGCCGCCCUCGCCACCCUCCCGCUCUCCCUCUUCUUCACCGUCCGCCCCAGAGCUUUUGUUCAUUCCUUCCAGGAAGUGUACAUUUGCACCUUGAUGUGGCCCAGCACUGCAGGAGAAAUCUCGUGGGAUGUGUGCUUUGCCUUUGUGGUCUUCCUCGUACCCGGACUUGUGAUUGUAAUAAGUUAUUCAAAGAUUUUACAGAUUGCAAAAGCAUCGAGGAGACGUCUGGAUGCUGGCAUGGCCUACUCUGUGAGUAGUCACAUAAGAAUCUCCCGACAAGACUUCAAGCUGCUACGGACUCUAUUUGUGUUGAUGAUUUCAUUCUUUGUCAUGUGGAGCCCAAUUAUUGUCACUAUACUCCUUAUUUUAGUACAGGAAUUGAAACCAGAGUUGAACAUUGUGCCUACUUUCUUCUUCUGGGUCAUGGCCUUCACAUUUUCCAAUUCAGUUGUGAAUCCAGUUUUAUACAAUGUGGCUCAUUUCAAACAUGAGUGGAGGAGAAUCUUUUUCUGUUGCCCAGGAAGUUCUCGGAGGAAGACUGUGACAGACACUACUCUCAGGCACCAUAACAAUGGACAUUUUACUGUGUCUGUAAUCUCCAGAUAGCUGUGUGCAAUGUUUCUGAUGAGCUUCUUAAAGAUGUGCUAAAAUGCGUAGUUCAGAAGACAAGAAAAUUUUGGAAAAUACCGGAUUUUGCAGCCUUUGCACAAACAUCAUACUAAAUAUUGUAGUACUAAGAAAUCUACUAGUACGGCAAAGAGGACUUUACUUCUCUUGCUGUAGUGAGAUUAAAGCAUACUGUAGUUCAGGUAGUUUUGUUCAGAGCAUGACUAAGUCUCACAUAAUGAAAAUGACUUUUCUCCCUGCCUCCAGGAUCUUCCAUACAGAGGAUGGCUGCACUUGACUGGAAGCCAUGGCACACCUUCUAGAAAUGCAUAGUUGGGGGAGGGGGGAGAUGAGCAAAGGCAUAACCAAAUAUUCAGGCAUACUUAUCAUAUUUACAAGAGAAAAUGCCAGUUCCUGAGAGACUCAAGCAUUGAGUACAGUACCAAUUUUAAGUUAUAUUUUGAGUCGCUGUCUAUGACCUUUCCUCUAAUACUGGAUACAUGUUGAGUAUAGUAUGACCCCCAUACUUCUACUUUCACCUACCAGCAUCUGACAAAAUUAUCUAAGUUUUUUUUUAUCCUGCAGGCGAUUUUAUUGUAUAUUUCCAUCUGAAGUUACUAUAAAGUUGUACUGGAAGACUUGGCAAAUUCCUAGAAAAGCUAUAACACUAAGAAUUUUUAGGUCCUCCAAGGCAACUCUCUGCCAACCUCUAGCAGAAGCUAUUCAUCUCAAUAUGAUUUACUAUUAUCCACUCUUUUCUGUCUCCACAGUAAGUUCAGAAAAGUUAUCCCUGUGGAUAUGCGGGUCAUACUCUAUAUAGAAGAAAUGUGCAUUAAUAGAUUUCCUUUGUCACAUCUUCUUGCCAGAGGAAAAGGGUGUCAAGUCAUGGAGAAUACACUAGUGUAUACCAGUGCCUUGAAAGUUAUUUGCUCAGGCAGAACAUCGUUCACAUAUUAAACAAGAGUGCAAGGUGGGAAUGACCAUGAGUAUAGGCAUCCCAGCCGCUUACUUUGUGAGCCACAGUGGCAUGUCCUGAUAACAUAUAGCACAGUAACCUUGUUGAAGCUAAGCGAGCUUGAGUCUGGGUGGAAGAACAAAAUGUACUCAGGGGAGAGAAACACAACCUAGUAAACAUUGGUUAGGCAAGAAUUAGGGAAGCAGCUCCUCAAGGACAUCAGGGCCGUAUUGCUUCCUGCUGUGUCCCUUGUUUGUGAAAUCAGGGUCUAAAGGCUGUGUGCUUAUUUGGAGAGCAACCCAGACUGAGAUCCAUGAUUUAGUAAAGAUUCAGAGAAUCAGGCUAUAAGUUCAGAUGUGUGGGUAUGAUUUUGUGCAUCUGUCCCCUAAAUAGAUCUUUAGUCAAGUACAGGUUGAGCAACUCUUACCCAGAAUUGCAAAAUCCAGAAUACUCCACAAAAUCUGAAAUUGUGCACAUGGAUGGAUGAGAUAGUGGCAGCUUUGCUUUCCGAUGCUUCAGUUUGCACAGACUUUGUUCCAUUAUUUAAAAAAUGUGUAUAAAAUUGCUCACAGGCUAUGUAUAUAAGAUGUAUAUUAAACAUAAAGGAAUGUCAGUUUUGGA
Molecule: messenger RNA, 2803 nt
Organism: Anolis carolinensis (green anole)
Lineage: Eukaryota; Metazoa; Chordata; Lepidosauria; Squamata; Anolidae
Gene: ffar4
Product: free fatty acid receptor 4
Exons: 3
Coding region: 172-1227 (351 amino acids)
Biological process (GO): G protein-coupled receptor signaling pathway; hormone secretion; cellular response to hormone stimulus
Cellular component (GO): plasma membrane
Molecular function (GO): fatty acid binding; peptide binding; taste receptor activity
Source: RefSeq, a predicted model, not a curated record